This is a messenger RNA of Cadophora gregata, 300 nucleotides long. It is a transcript of the gene MRPS16, whose product is annotated as 37S ribosomal protein S16, mitochondrial. Gene Ontology annotation, molecular function: structural constituent of ribosome. Bases 1 to 300 code for a protein of 99 amino acids. Gene Ontology annotation, biological process: mitochondrial translation. Lineage: Eukaryota; Fungi; Ascomycota; Leotiomycetes; Helotiales; Ploettnerulaceae. Gene Ontology annotation, cellular component: mitochondrial small ribosomal subunit; ribosome. The transcript is spliced from 4 exons. The record is from RefSeq and is a predicted model, not a curated record.
AUGGUAGUCAAAAUCAGAUUAGCCCGCUUCGGGCGGCGCAAAGCCCCUUUCUACAACAUUGUCGUUGCGCAAGCUAGGACAGCGAGGAAUAGCAAGCCGAUCGAGGUUCUAGGCACCUACGACCCGAUACCAAAGGCACCCGUGGACGGCGAGGGCAAGCCCUUCAAGGACAUCAAACUCGAUUCUGCGAGGGCAAAAUACUGGCUCGGAGUUGGCGCGCAGCCCAGUGAUCCUGCUUGGAGAUUACUGUCGAUGGCUGGAUUGCUGGAACCGAAAUUCCGCCCAAAAUCGACGAGUUGA